This is a messenger RNA of Conger conger (European conger), 11067 nucleotides long. RefSeq names its product tet methylcytosine dioxygenase 1 (gene tet1). Gene Ontology annotation, molecular function: zinc ion binding; DNA binding; DNA 5-methylcytosine dioxygenase activity. Gene Ontology annotation, biological process: oxidative demethylation; positive regulation of transcription by RNA polymerase II. NCBI's taxonomy places the organism in Eukaryota, Metazoa, Chordata, Actinopteri, Anguilliformes, Congridae. The transcript is spliced from 12 exons. Gene Ontology annotation, cellular component: nucleus. Bases 415 to 5838 code for a protein of 1807 amino acids. The record is from RefSeq and is a predicted model, not a curated record.
CUGUAGGUCGAGUCUGGGAGAGGGGCAGCCAGGAAUAGACUCACAUACGUAAACGGUUUAAUUGGUGCUUUAACUCUAUAGCUAUAUAACAAUAGUAUAACUAUCGUAAAGAACACUCAAUUUGCAUAUGUUUCGAGGUUUGCCUUAAUGCAUUACCGUAUGAAAGUGGUGCUGUUUACUAUAUUUACAAAGGAACAUACAAGGAUCAGCAGGGUCUUGCAAGAGUGGAGUCUUAUUAGCAAUCCAGCCAGUGCUAACUGUCCUUCUGCACAGUGUGAAAAUUAGACCAUGGACCACUGUUUCCUGAAUCUACAAGGAGUUUGGGAAAACAAAAAGCUCCUGCAAAGAACUGCCACCUAAUGCCCAUGACUGUGCCCUCAUUCCCCCACCCCCAAGCCCUCUUCCAGCUGCACUAUGCCCCGCCUUCCCAAGCCUCCCAGGAACACUCGUGGGAGAGUGGGGCGGGAGGGCCGCGUAUCCAAGAGGCACACCGCCAACUCCCACAAGCCCCGGCGGAAGACCGCACAGAGCAGGGCUAAGGAGCCGGCGCAGUCUGGAGCAAGGGCCCAGCCGCCAGAGAGGCAGCAGGGCAGGGGCCAGGGCAGACUGGCCAAGGAGAGCACGGCUCCCAGGGCAUUAGGGUCAAUGCGGCUGAGGCGCUCACAGACGGCCCAGUACGGUUUGUGUGAAGACCUCUAUGGCAGAAGGAAGUCUCUUCGCGGCAUCUUCGUCUCCCAGGCUCCACUGCAGGCCCUACAGCCAAUCAGACGGAACCGGGCAGUUAGUGGGCGGGGCCUGCUGGGUGGAGCUCCGAAAGGACAUGAUGUCACAGCUGGGCGUGGGGAGCAGGGGGGGGAGGAGUCUGACCCAGGCCGCCCUGUUAUCCCCCUCUGCGAUGAGGAGACAGUCGGGCACUCGGUGUGUGUAAUGACCUCCAGUGUAGAAGGUAAACUUAAUGGUGGUGCUCCUCAGCACACAAAUCCAGACCAAAUCAUGUCUGUACAGACCGAGGCCCCUGCGGAGGUGGGGCACACUGCUCAGAGCCCAGAGGAACCAGCUCCCCCAGACUCAUCUGUCAUGGAGACCCCAAAAGAGGACUUGAGCCCAGGUGCUGAAAUCCAGGAAGAGAUUUGCUCUGCUACGAUUACAGACCAGGCAGCCCAGGUCACUCCUGUGAAUCUAAUGCUAGCAGAUUUGCCACAACAGGUCUGUGCAAUAGCAGAGUGCUACCCUGCACCUCAGACUCCAGAGACCAAACCUCAAAACCUGGCUCUAGAGCUGCAGAUCAACAGACAGACCAAAGAACACACAAAUGUUGAGCCGUUAGCGGGACCCGAUGCUGAUGCAGGGACUGAGGGCAACAGCCCCACGCCUGACUCACAAGCCCUACCAAAGAUGAUCCUUAGUCUGCAGAGCAAGCUCUCCUGUAGCUGGGAGGGCAGCCCAGCCUGCCACCCCGAUGUCCCCCUGGACCCGCAGACGCCAGCCCCAGCCUCGCUCACUGGGCUGGAGCGGGGGGCGGCAAAGAGGACCGAGAGGAGGAAGAGGAGGAGGUGUGGGGUCUGUGAGCCCUGCCAGCGCAAGGCCAGCUGUGGGGCCUGCAGCUCCUGCCUCAACCGCCGGACAGGCCACCAGAUCUGCAGCCUGCGGAAGUGCCUGCAGCUGAGGAGGAAGCCCUCUGCUCUCUCCCUGGCCGAGUUGGGGUGCGAGGAUAUUGCCAAACCCCGGAAAAAGAAACGAGUUUCCAAGGGUGAGCUGGAGGAAGCCUCAGUCCAUGGCACAGUGCCCCAGCAGAUGGAGGCUUCCGGGCCUGCCUCAAAGGGGGGGACAGACCCCCUGGGAGUUAGACACAAGCUGGAUGAUUCUGCACUGCCUCCAGAGAAGGGACCAUGGCCCAGAGACAAUAUUAGCCAGCUCCUCCUUCACCACAUCAAUGGGGUCCCUCACCAGGACCCAGAAAUCCUGAAACCAAAUGGUGCUGCCUGUGUGGACCUGCCUUCUGCAGCCCAAAGAACGUUUUUCAUGCAGAAUAAUUGUGGCUCAAAUUCAAGCCCUGCUUUGGCAUCAGACUCUGCCUCCCCCCCAAAAAAGAUGAAGAUGGAGGCAUGCCCCUGGGUGGACGAGCCGGCAGGGUGCUGUGAGGAUGCACUGUCCACGCUGGCGGCUGUGGUGUGCCUCUCAAUCGCCGCAAAGGAGGACCUGCCAUGUCCUCCACCCACCGUGUGCACUGUGUGCACCGUGGCGAAGGAGCCGGAGGAAGCGUUCAGCCACGCCUGCCCAAGAAAUGCUGCUGCCACUCCGCUAAUUGCUGACCUUACCCUCGGGAGAGAUGCUCAGAGGCUGUCUCUGCCAAGCGUGCAGUCCCUGGUCAAGCAAAGACACAUCAGUAUUGAGCAGGCUAUUGCUAUCGAAGCCCUUACCCAACUCGCAGUGGCACCACAAACAACCCCCUCACAAGCAGUUGACCACGGCCAACCCCACGGAUACAAGCACUCAUCAAGAGCAGACUUAAAUCCACAGGGGUGCAAGUUGGCAUCAGAUGCCAUUUCAUACAAAGUGCCAGUAAUCAGCACACCAUCAAACCAAACCUCUGUCAUCCAGUAUCCAUUCAGCACCAGCUCACGCAGCCUGGCCACAGCAGGCAAGCUGUCCUUGCAGGACCUCUUAGAGGCCAGCUCAGAGGCUGAAAAGAUGUCCUCUUGCAUCAACUGUGAAAAGCAGGAGGGAGAUCUCCGUGAGAGAAGUGAGCAUGCACUUUGCGGUGUGGAGAGGUCAGAUGGCACUUUGGAGGGGCACAGAAAGGACGAAAGCACAGGCACAGGAGAUAAGGCCGAAAGGACCCUGCCCCUGCACACAGGUGCACGAGAUAAAGAUGAGCAGGAGGUGGCCAUCCAGCUGGCUCAGCUGGCCUUCAUCAUCGAGUCGAGUCCCAGGCCGAGCACCCAGGACCACCACCUUAAGAACAGCUUCCAUUCACUGGUGCACAAGCCCUCUCUCAGCAAGCCCAAAGCCACACCCUCCAAGCCCAGAAUACCCAAGAAAAGGACCAACACCAAUAAGCAGAUCAGCCUGGGGCCCCACUUCCCAAAACGGUUAGCCAGUGGCAAGACCCCCCAUAAAACCAAGGUCCAGAAAGUAUUCACACAGCAGAAGGUGACGGGGAAGCACAGGAACCUGUUCCCUCCACAAGCUCAAAUGGACCUUAAACGGUAUAUAGCAGAAGCUUACCAUGAGAGGCAUCAGUUUCAGAAAAGCAGCAACUUCCACAGGGACACUGAGAGGUCACCCUUCUUAGGGCCCUGGAUACAGAAUGGUGUCGACUGCAAGACUCCAGAGCUGGCUACUCCCAUUGGCUCCUGUGAUGAUAGGCAUAUUUGCAAUGUUGGCCAGCAUCACAGGAAUGGUCACCUGGAAUCACCGAGUUGUCAGCAGGACUCCGUUGCUCAGGUAUCGCAGGCUGAUGAGAGGCUGCAUCAUGGGGCUCCACUGCGGGGGGCGUUUACAGAGGCUUGUGUGUCCAGCAAUGUCUCCAACCGCAGACCCAUGGCUGACAGCUCUGCAGAAGAUCAGAGACCACCAGCCAAUGAGAGGAACUGCGAGGUGGAGACUUCAGGGCCCGUCAGGUCUGCCGUUUCAGGUCAUAGCGGUGCAGGAAGUGACCCUGUGUCUCCCGGGGAAUCCACUCCCACUAAAAACACACUCAGCAAUUUCCUGGAGUCUCCUCUGAAAUACUUGGAUACUUCAACCAAGAAUUUAAUUGACACCCCAUCAAAAAAACUAACAGGUUCUCCACCCUGUGGCUGCAUGGAGCAAAUAAUUGAGAAAGAAGAGGGGCCAUAUUAUACUCACCUGGGAUCGGGCCCCAGUGUGGCGGCUGUGAGGGCGAUGAUGGAGAGCCGGUACGGGCAGAAGGGGGACGCUGUGCGGGUGGAGGUUGUGGUGUACACUGGGAAGGAGGGCCGCAGUUCCCAGGGCUGCCCCAUCGCCAAAUGGGUCAUCCGCAGGGCCAGUGUGGAGGAGAAGCUCCUGUGCUUGGUGAGGCAGCGGGCGGGGCACUCCUGCCAGGAGGCUGUGGUGGUGAUCCUGAUCCUGGUGUGGGAGGGGCUGCCGCGCGCCCUGGCGGACCGUCUGUAUGAGGACCUGAGCCACACGCUGAGCCGACACGGCUCGCCCACCAUCCGCCGCUGUGCACUCAACGAGGAUCGCACCUGUGCCUGCCAGGGACUGGACCCAGACACCUGCGGAGCCUCGUUCUCCUUUGGCUGCUCCUGGAGCAUGUACUUCAAUGGCUGCAAGUUUGCCCGCAGCAAGACCCCCCGGAAGUUCCGGCUGCUGGGAGACUGCCCCCUGGAGGAGGAGAAGCUGGAGAACAAUCUUCAGAGUCUGGCCACAGACCUGGCCCCUGUGUACAAGAGACUGGCCCCAGAAGCCUUCAGGAAUCAGGUGGAGCUGGAGGAUGCAGGGCGGGACUGCCGGCUGGGCCUGCAGGAGGGCAGGCCUUUUUCGGGGGUGACUGCCUGUGUGGACUUCUGUGCUCACGCCCAUAGGGACACGCACAACAUGAACAACGGCAGCACGGUGGUGUGCACGUUAACAAAGGAGGAUAACCGUGCGGUGCGGAACGUUCCGGAGGAUGAGCAGCUGCAUGUGCUGCCGCUCUACAAGGUGUCUGAGCGGGAUGAACUGGGCAGGCCGGAGGGCCAGGUGGCCAAGGUCCGCUCCGGGGCCCUGCAGGUGCUGAGGGCCUUUCCCCGGGAGGUCCGCCUGCUGGCCCAGCCCGCCGCCCCCACCGCCCCCGCACGCAGGAGGAAGGACAGGAAGCAGGCCUCUCUGCUCAGGACCAAGGCUGCCAGCAGCGUUCCAGCUGAGCAGGAGCUGUCCUUCAGAGGGGAGCCCCAGCUCUCCUGCUGCCCCGUGAAACCUGCCCCUGCCAGCUGCUUCCAGCACCACCGUUCUCCUGCCCCCUGUGCCAGCAGCCUGUCCCCGUUAGUCCCUGCUGUACCCAGCCACACAGAGGCUCUCUCUCCCCUCCAGACCCUCUCCAAGCCACCAUACGGCCAUUUGGGCCUAGCGGGGACUGAGGGAGCCAGCUACAGACGUCCCGUCCUGACCUACGCCCCCACAGGCAGGGGCGGUAAUGGAUACUCGGCCAAACUCACAGAGCAGAAGGCGUGUAGUGACACACAGCUGGUAGGCAGUGCAGCAGUGUGUGUAAACACCUCAGGAGUGCCCAGCCGUCCCCGUGAUGUUAGAAUGGAGGGCAAAGAGCAUCCUCUCCUCAUGCUGCCCAGCGAAGGCCCUUCUGAGUACUCCUCUCCACAAAUCCAGGAGGGCCUCAAAGGCUGGCCCAAGGGUUGCCACGGGGACAGGGGGGUGUGGUCAGACAGCGAGCAGAACUUCCUGGAUGGGGAUGUGGGGGGCGUUGCCGUGGCUCCCUCACACGGCUCGGUUCUGAUCGAAUGCGCCCGGCGUGAGCUGCACGCCACCACGCCCAUCGCCCGCCCCGACCGCACACACCCCACUCGCAUUGCGCUCGUCUUCUACCAGCACAAGAGCCUGACUGCGCGCCAGCAUGGCCUGCAGCUCUGGGAGGCCAAGAUGGCGGAGCGCGCCCGCGAGCGGGAGGAGGCAGAGCGGCUGGGGGGCGGGGCCCAGGCUGGCCAAUCCCAGGCCAAAGCCAGGAAGCCCCGGCCCAAUGAGGAGGAGAUCUUCCCCCAGGAGGCAGGGCUUCUGCAGGUGCCCACACGGCAUGCCCUAGCCAUCUCGCGGGAUACACUCGUCACCGUGUCAUCCUAUGCCGUUACCAAGGUUACCGGCCCCUACAGCCGCUGGGCCUGACCUGCCCGCAGGCCUCAGUCACCUCCCCACUGCCUGUCCCCUGUGUCUACUGUCCCCUCUGCCUGUCCCCUCUGUGUCUACUGUCCCCUGUGUCUACUGUCCCCUCUGUCGCCUGUCCCCUCUGCCUGUCCCCUCUGUGUCUACUGUCCCCUCUGUGUCUACUGUCCACUGUGUCUACUGUCCCCUCUGCCUGUCCCCUCUGUGUCUACUGUCCCCUGUGUCUACUGUCCCCUCUGCCUGUCCCCUCUGUGUCUACUGUCCCCUGUGUCUACUGUCCCCUCUGCCUGUCCCCUGUGUCUACUGUCCACUCUGUGUCUACUGUCUCCUCUGUGUCUACUGUCCCCUCUGCCUGUCCCCUGUGUCUACUGUCCCCACUGCCUGUCCCCUGUGUCUACUGUCCACUGUGUCUACUGUCCCCUCUGCCUGUCCCCUCUGUGUCUACUGUCCCCUGUGUCUACUGUCCCCUGUCCCCUCUGUGUCUACUCUCCCCUAUUCUUCUUUCAUUGUCUUUCAUUUCAGCUGUCAUGAGAAUGAGGGUUUACAGUUUGGGUUUCAACUGUGAGUAUUUCUGUAUAAAUAUAUAUGUGUGUGUGUGUGUGUGUGUGUGUGCAUGCAUGUGGGCCUGUGUGCGCGAGUGUGCAUGCGUGUGGCGUGUGUGCGUGAGUGUGUGUGUGCGUGUGCACAUGUUCUUUUAAUGUAAUGAGAAUGGUGCUCCAAACAGAUUUUGAAAAUGUUUUGAACAGGUUUUCUAUACAAAAUGAGUACAUGCAUACCUAGGUAAGAUUAUUUAUUUUGAUCAUUGUCAAAACUAUUUUAAUUUAAUCAAGCCUGUUUACUGCAAUUUUACUGUGUCUCAGCCUACAUGUUACUUGCAAAGAGUAAACACUCUUAAUUUUACGGUGAAACUUUUACUUUUACACUUGUGAAAAAGAACUACAGUGAAACUUGUUUACUGUUUGCUUGCCUUGAUGUGCUUUGGUGCUCCCUGGUGCUCCCUGGUGCUGUUUUAUAGGAUGGGUUUUUAAUGAGUAUGCAUCAUGGUGCCGUUGUUGCAGUAGAAAUCAAGAAAAAUAUGGACAUAUUCUUGUGAAUUAAUAAUUUUGUUUUGUAAUGAAAAACAUGUAGCAUUGUGCUGGAAUAUUCCUUUUCCUAUUUUGUUUUGGCUAAUUAUGGAAAUGAAGGAAAGGUAUUUUAUUUUUAUAUGGUUUUGGAUUUUGUUACAUGAGCAUAUCUUCAGUGUACAAAGAUGACAUGUUGAAAAGCACUUUUAAAGCAGAACUUGAAAAAAAACGUCCAAUAGAGUUUGGGCCCAUGUACAGGAUCCGUGUCCAUGUUGCUUGGUGCUGUACAAUAUUCAGCAGACACUCCUCACAUUAUAACAGUGCUGUUUGAAGCAAUAACUUGUACUGCAGGUGUGUGAUCCACCAUUUAUAUCACACAAAGUGAUUUCCUUUCUGUAAAGAAUCUUGAAAAUGCCCAGACCAUUAGAUCAGGGGUGGAGUGACAACUGCACAGUCUGGAUGUCAUUUCAGUGAAAGCUGCACAGUCUAGUUGGAUGUAAUUUCAGUGAAAGCUGCACAGUCUAGUUGGAUGUCAUUUCAGUGAAAGCUGCACAGUCUAGUUGGAUGUCAUUUCAGUGAUUAGACAGAUAAUGGUGCCUCCCUCUGAGGAGCAUCCAGGUAACGUGUGCAGGUAGGCUUUAUGGCAUCUUCAUGCUUGACACAACCACACAGCUACUCUCGAGUUUAACACCACUGGGCUCUAAAAAGGCUGUAAAAGGCGGCUGCAUAAUGUGAUCAUGUGAUAAACAUGCAUGUGCAGAUACAGAGCAUGUUAACUCUUUCACUCCACAGAAGAGGGUAAGGGGUUCGGGGUUCGGGGUUAGGGUUAGGGUUAGGUGUGUGUCACUGCAGAACCAUUGAAAGACUCUCAAUGAUUUCACUUAAAGCCUCCAGACCCUCUUUCAGACUUGGAACACACUGAUCAUUUAAAGAAAUGUUGCAAUACUGGGAUUUUUGCUGUUUGACCCUUUCUUUGGUCCUUGCCAACAUCUCAAAAUAUCCUUGAAAAAAAGUACUGUGCUGUAUGUAACUAUUAAAUAUAAUCAUGUUUACAGACAUGCUCUCAUAGGGGUCUUUAGAUCUUUGAGACUUGAGUUGACUUAUUUGUAAGCAUUUAUUUUACUGUUAAUCUUGGUGCUACAAUCUACAGUGCACAAAAUGUUCUCCUUCUAAAUAUUGUUGUUUUUCAUUCACAUUAUGGUGCUUGUUACCAAAAGAUUGCCUGUUUAUUUCAGCCUGGGCUUUGUGCUGUACAUUCUCUGUCUGGACUGCAUUCAAAUCCACCAGAUUUACGUUCUUUGAAAAUUAACAGCAACAAGAACGACUACAAAAAAAGUACAACUACAAAUUACAACCUCGAAGUUGUACACCUGAGCUAACAUCCUGUAAUCGAAAAGCCAACUUUAUGCUGCUUCAUUCAAUUCUGUAUAAUGAACAACAUGACAGAGGGAGAGCAUAACAGCUGACAAUGGUAGAGUUGGAGUCUAUCAGAGAAGGAAUGUUAAAAUCACGAGAGAAGUGAUCUUGUAUCACAGGCUUGUGCAGAGGAAGGCAGCGUGUACUGGUGCUGACUUCUGCUUUUUCUGUAACACUGUUUGAUGUUAGGAGAGUUAAACAACAUCAACGAGAGAGAGCCUUACCUCACACUGCCGCCUGAAUAAUGGCCAAACACCUCGAUGACAAGCUACAGUUCAUUUAUAUAGAAAUGCGUAAAUGAACGUUAGUUGUAAGGACGGAGGAUGUGGCCAUGAUUAUGUUAUGAUGUACAUUAUUUUAUGGUUAGUAUUAGGGUUAAAGAGGUAGUAGAUUUUGUCAAUUACCCUCAUGGUUAGUUAUUCUGGGUAUUAUUUAGUUAUUAACCUUUAAAUGAGUUUACUAGUGAGCUAGCUGGGUACUGACUGUGCUGAGCAUAGCUCUGACAAGUUCGGGUGAUAGCCAUCUGCUUGAUUUGUUUGUGAAUUUAUUGGAAUUUGUAGAUUGCUAUAAUGUUAACAUAGCUAAAUCUUGCCAGCUAGUGAGCUUGCUAGUUAUGUCCUACCAAUUUUUCUUGUUAGAUUACAUGUGAUCUGAAGUGGUCUGAACGCACUUUAAUGUGCGAGGAUGGCUGAAAAUCCUUGAUUAAUUCUGGCUAGCCAUUCUUUGCCUUUGCUUGACUAACAUCACUCAUCGGCUCCGUUUCUGCACCUUCAUGUUAGUUAAUCUAACACAGUUGGUGUACUAUAAAAGCUUAUCUUGGUGGACCGUGUUGGCCUAUUGAUGUUGUUGCUACAUGCAUCAGCAUACCAUUUUAGCUGGCUCUAGACUGCAGUAUCUGCUGUAGCUAGCUGUCUGAACUGCUGGUAUUUCACAAAGCAAGAUUGCAGUGCUGAAAAAAACCUGUCACAGCUUUUUACUUCCAUGUUCCUGGGUUUCAGGGUUUCGUUCAGUGCGGUUCUCUAGUUAACUCCAUAAUCCUGCUUUGCGAAAUACCCCUGAAUGCUACUGUCAGCUGAUCUUAUUUUCUCCUUUACACUCCACAUAAAUAUGUUGCUGAAAAUAUUUGAGGCAAGAAAUAAGCAAUGCACUUGCUGAAUAUUGGUUCAUAUUUGGUAUGCAAAGCCUGGUUUGAAAGUUGAAGUCCUGUGUGCCAGGCGAGUUUAAAGGCCCUUUAUAUGACUUGGAUGACAAGGUUAGGACCACUCGUGAAUAUUGUUCCUACCUAAGAAUCAUAUCAAGAUAGAAUUGCUGAAUGCACCACGUUCCAUUAAAUCACGAAUUUUAAGAGAUUUAAGAACAAAUCACCUGGUUCUUGCAUGGGGCCCAAUGUCUCACAUGUACCUGAUGCCACAUUAAUGUAAUGGUACUAAAUUGCUGUGACAGGUAUGAAACCAUAAUCAAUGUUGACAUGAGUGGUUUCCUUUUUUAUAUUUUCGUGUGAUUUACAUGUAUUGUAAGCAUUGACACUCUUGGACACAAUUUGGACAGAAGAUUUGCAGGUUUCAGAUUGUCUAGUGUAAGAUAAAUUACUCACAGUGAUCAAGUAAAUGUGUCAAAAAUCUUUCCUAAUUGUCAAAUGCCACCAUUUCUGAACCCUAAAUCAUUACUGUGUGUAUGUAAUCGAUUAACCUGUGUGUAUGUGUGUGUGUGUGUGUGUGUGUGUGUGUGUGUGUGUGUGUGUGUGUGAGAGAGAGAGAGUGUGAUUCAGCAGUUGUCAGUUUGCACUGGGUUCUUUGUUUUCUGUGUUUGGGAAACCUGUGUUUAUAUGGUGACUUCUGUUCUCUGUGUUGUUCACUGAUGUAUGUCAGGGAAAAAGAUCUGUAUAAAAGCCCCCCUGCAGUGGAUCAGAAAUGCCCCAUGUAGAAGCAAAGCCAUGAUUAAUAUACAGACCCAAGUGUCUAACAUCCUGUAUGUGCAGCUAUUGCCCAAACCAUUAUUCUGUUUUAACAAAUGGACAGCUUAAGCCCGCACAAUCAACCAUUAGCUAUUUUUAUUUUCUCAGGUCUGAAGCCUAUAUAUUACUUUUCAUCAUGAUACAGAUUGUGAAUAGUCUUCCAGACUGUUGUGUGUGUGCAUAUUGUUCCAUGCUCUUCCCAUGACAGAUUAAAAGGGAAUACCUUUUUAGCUUUUUCUGUUAAAAAAGAUCAUUUCCACCGCAUAAAUAAUGAAAAUUGGACAAGAAGGCUUAAUCAAAAUGAAAGGAAUGUAAGCUUCUGUGAAUGUAACAUGCGAGUUAGUGAUUCAGAGCUGUAAGAUUUCUCCAGUUUUCUUCCUUAAUUGAGCAACACAUGAUGCGGAAAAUAUGUGUUUGUGGAAUCGCUCUUUUCACUUGAAGUACCUGUGUGUAACCUGAACCUGUCACCAGACAAUGACAUGCAGCCACCAGCUCUUUAGAAGUUUGAGGUUGUUAUUUUGUUCAUUUUAGUGGAUAUCGGCUACAUGUAAACUUUUUUUAUUUUCUGUGUGAAACCAAUUGUUGUAAAUUCUUGCAUUUGGAACUGUAUUUUCCAUGUUGUAGACCAAGAUUCUGCUUCUUUUGCUUCUGGUUGAAAUGUAUUACUGUACGUAAAUGCUAGGUAACUAUGGUAACUAUCGAUUUUACAGACUUGAGAUCCUAAAUUCAGCAUUCCUAAUGAUGCCCACCUUUAUGGGUGAUUUUAAAUAAAGAUUAUAUUUAUAUUUUUCAGUUUAA